Messenger RNA from Pseudoliparis swirei, 2739 nucleotides. RefSeq lists its product as uncharacterized. NCBI's taxonomy places the organism in Eukaryota, Metazoa, Chordata, Actinopteri, Perciformes, Liparidae. Bases 140 to 2509 code for a protein of 789 amino acids. The transcript has 4 exons. The record is from RefSeq and is a predicted model, not a curated record.
CACGUGGCCCAGAGGUCAGGGAGGUGCUCCACGUCGAUGCAUCGUAUUCAUAUUUCCACCGGGCUUCGUCCAGGAGGAGACGGCGGUCAGGGGAAGAGCGGAAAAAUACCUUGUGCGUGUGCUUCAAAGGCUUGUAACCAUGGAAACGACAGAACCCCGGCCCAGCCCUCAAGGUCCGGUGUCCCGAGACGAUUGUGGCCUGUGGAUGAAGAUGGACCCCGACCCCGUGACGGGGAGCCCAUUGGGGAACCGUAGAGAGGAGCCCCAAGAUGAGCCCAGAGCCCGCCCCCCUGGAGCGAUCCCGAGGUACGACAGUGUGAUGGACGACGAGGUCUUCAUCCCGCCUCCUCCAACCCACACGGCUCCUGUUCUGGCUGCAGAGGGCAGCGCAGAUGCUCAGGUGAACGAUUCCAGCGUGACUCUUACAAACGAGGCGGCUGGAGCCACGGAGGCUGAAGAUAAUCCCGGUGGCUUAGACUGGCGCAGCGGGGAGAGGCGGUCAAUGGCAACACGGGACGAGGCGGAUGAAGUGAUCGUGAGCACAGAGCAGACUUCUACUGCGUCUAUGGACGCCACGUCUCUCUCUAAAGACGCCAUUCUGCCUGGAGAUCAAGAGCACACAUCCAUGGAGGAUGCUGGUUCUGAUCCAACCGGAACACACCACGAGGGGGACGGAGAGUCGGAUGGAAAACCUGAGGAUGUUGGGAUUUUGAGCGGGGAAACUUGCAGGGAAAGUGAGGCACAAAAGAACAAUUACCCAAAAGAGGAACCUUCAGGAAACUCUGAACAUGACACGCAUUUUGACGAAGCGGGAGAAUCGGAGCUCUGCAAAGCCGACGAACACACCGUGGACGGAGCGAUCGGUCAGCCCCGGGUACAAGAUGUCCCAGCAGGGGAGUCCAAUAGUGAUGAAGAGCACGUUGACACCAGAUCUUUGAAUUACACCCUCACAAAGUCCAGCUGGGUGAGGAGAGAGAGCGGCACCGGCGAGGCGCGAGUGUCCCGACUCUCCUUCUCCGGCGGCGCCGAAGAGAUGGCGCCGCAGGGAGACGGGGGCCGGAGGAUAUCGAUCGGUAUCCAACAAGGCGAGCAACUGCUUCAACGUCUGCAACUGGUGCAGCUGCGUCAGGAUGUCGGUACGCCGGAGAGCCCUCAAGACGCCGAGCAGGACGCCCAGGAGACGAGAGGCGAGAGGCUCGGGACGGAGGUAGACGAGGGAGCCGGGACGAAGGUAGACGAAGGAGCCGGGACGGAGGUAGACGAGGGAGUCGGGAUGGACCUGAUGGCAAAGACGGAAAAGAAUGAGGGAAAAGACGUCGAAGCGAAGGCAAGAAGGUCUUCAUCAACGACGCCCGAAGAGUCUGAGCCUCGCGAGAGAGACUCUGAUGGCCAUCGAGUGCCUGCAGACUUGCCUCAGAUGGACCCCAAUGAAACAUCCUCCACCCAAAUGCUCUUUCUCUCCUUCCGCCGCCGACUCUCGGUCGACGAGACCUGCGUUGAGAGGCAGGUCCUCCAGGAAGACCGGCACCUGCAGAGAGUCGGAGGUGUCGUCAACGUCGCAGACGAUCCGGAUGUGCUGGAGAUCCCCUUCAAGAACUAUAUUUUUCUUGAGCCCUUCCCCGCCAACGAGGGCCCGGACCGGCGCGGCGGCGGCGAAUGGCCUUUCUCCGAGCGCAAGAUGAAGAAGGAGAUAAGUCAGGAGACUCAGAGGGAGCUGGUGCUGUUCAACCAGGGGAAGAUCCCGGGGGAGUACAGCAAAGGAGAGGACCACCAGUUAAAGGAGACCAAACUGCUCUUCGAGGGGUUCCAGAAGGAGAACGUGGAGGGUCCCACCCGGCACCGGAAGCCCCUUCCGAAAGGUCGGGUUUACCCGUCGGUGCUGGAGCUCAAAGUUUGCUCUUUUUCCAGAGCGCAUUCCUUCAGGCUGUAUCGAGAGACCGAGACACGCGCGGAUACCGUAAGACCGACGACCCCGACGGGUUCCCGAGACGCGACGCCUCCGUCUCUCUGCGUAAAACGAGACAAACCGGCACACCAGUGCAGAAGCAUGGACUCCAUCAGCACCAGCGUCUCUACCGGGGAUACCAGGAGGGAAUCUGGGGAGGGAAUCACGCCGCAGGAGUCUCCCGUCCUCAGGGGAAACCCCUUCUUCAAGUUGAGGCCGGCCCUCGGCCUGAAGCCGGAGGUAGAGAAGGACAUCCGGGAGGCCAAAGAAAGAGAAGAGGAGCUGCAGCGACAGCGACGAACGCUGUACGGCGAGAACCGGCGGAGCGGCGGAGUCGGGGAGACGUCACGGGACAAACCAGCGCUGGUGCCAGACGUCAGGAAACAGUCGCGGGGGAAGCUGGAACGCGUUUGGCCGCCGCCCGCCAAGAAAGACCAGACGAGGACGAAGCAGCCGGCACAGCAGGAGCCAAAGGUUCCCCGAGCGGGAGGUCAGAGGGCUCCUCUGUGGCAGCGCUGGGAGUCGGGCCUGAUCAACGGGAAGACGGCCAAGGAAAAGAACUGACGAUGGCCGCCGGGACGCCUUCGCCACGGCGAAUAGAAUAUCAACGAUCUGCAAAGCUAGAGUUGCUCACGUCCAACGUUAAUCAAUAUAAGCAGUAAUCCUGAAGUUCCGGCUUUAAAAGCUAUUUUUCUAUCUUCCACUUCUGUAUCAGCAAGAGUCGAAUAUCCGUUUUGAUAUUUUUAAAAGGCUAGUUCUAUUCAUCACAUAAAUAAAGCAACCGUAUCACUUCG